AAAGGUUAUAACAAAAAUUGUUAUUUCUAUUACAAUAUCUAACGAGUUAUAAACUUGUUUAAAAAUGGGAGAAAGAGCAGCCGUGUCGACUGAAGACACGCUUGUUCGUUAUGAUAAUCCUGUUCUUGUAACUAAACAACCGGAAAAAGUGUCAGCACCUCCUACCGGUACACUCGCACAACCCUGUAUUCCAACUGAAGCGAAACGUGAAACUGAGGAAAUCCUUAAUGCCAUUUUACCUCCGAAAGAAUGGGAAGAAGAUGGACAGAUAUGGACUCAAAAGAUAUCAUCGACUCCAGCAACGAGAUUAGAUGUUAUAAAUCUACAAGAAAUGCUCGACACUCGUUUACAACAGCGACAGGCUAGGGAAACAGGAAUAUGUCCCGUGCGCAGGCAGCUCUACACUCAAUGUUUUGACGAACUCAUACGGCAGGUAACUAUUAACUGUGGUGAACGAGGUCUUCUUCUUUUAAGAGUGCGCGAUGAAGCAAGAAUCACAAUGGAAGCGUAUCAGACACUAUAUUGUAGUUCCAUAGCAUUUGGUAUGAGAAAAGCAUUGCAGUCGGAACAAGGAAAAUCAGAUCUUAUGGAUCAAGUUGCCAAAUUGGAAGUUGAGCGAUCGGCUUUAGAAAAGCAAUGUACAGAAUUAAAACAAAAAACCGAACAAUUGGAGCGACGCGCUGCUGAGCUUCGAGCGGCCGAGGAGAAGCGACACCAAGAGGAACUACUUGCAUUGAAGAAAACAAAUGCUCAGUUGAAGGCACAACUUGAAGGAAUCAUCGCUCCAAAGAAGUAGUCUUUUAUGUUAUCAACGUCAAUUAAACUAUACGUCA
Vanessa atalanta (red admiral) is the source of this 833-nucleotide messenger RNA. RefSeq names its product putative inner dynein arm light chain, axonemal (gene Dnali1). NCBI's taxonomy places the organism in Eukaryota, Metazoa, Arthropoda, Insecta, Lepidoptera, Nymphalidae. The coding region runs from base 65 to 796 and encodes 243 amino acids. The transcript has 6 exons. The record is from RefSeq and is a predicted model, not a curated record. Gene Ontology annotation, cellular component: axoneme; filopodium. Gene Ontology annotation, molecular function: dynein heavy chain binding.